UCGCUGCUUCCUAUGCUGGAAGACGCUUUGCGGCAUGUUGACUGAGCUGCUAGAAGUAAAUGUUUGGGCAGGUUCACUGCAUAAAACGGGGCCGCUGUGAUGAAUUUCUUUUAAAUGAACUAAAGACUGCCGUCUGGAAAGGCGCUGGUGACAGGAUUUCGAGAUGCGGACGCGCAGGACAGAGGUUGGAUGGUGACGGCAUGAGAAGGAACCUCGACGCUCGCCGUAGACCGGAGCCCAAGAUGGCGGCGUCAAUGUCAAUGGUUGUGAAUCGGAUUCGUCUCGCCCGGGCUCUCCCUCGGUGUUUACUGAGUCCGAACAGGCCAUUGAGCACUUCCACAUGGCAACUGGCACAGACUCAAACCAAGGAUAGGCAACUCAUCACGGUUGAUGAAAAGUUGGAUAUCAGUCCAUUAACUGGUGUCCCGGAGGUCCAAGUAAAAACACGGACAGUGAGGAUUUUUGUUCCAGCACGGAACGCAAUGCAAUCUGGCAUGAACAACACAAAAGUUUGGAAGCUGGAGUUUGACACCAGGGAACGUUGGGAAAAUCCCUUAAUGGGUUGGUCAUCCACAGCUGAUCCACUAUCAAAUAUAGAUAUAAGUUUUACCACCAAAGAGGACGCAAUUGCUUUUGUAGAAAAAAAUGGUUGGAAUUAUGAAGUAGAGGAAAAGAAGGUAAAGGUGCCCAGACCGAAGUCAUAUGGUGCAAACUUCUCUUGGAACAAAAGAACCAGAGUGUCAACCAAAUAAAUAUCCUCACAGUUAUCCAUUUGACUACAAAAAAAAUCAACUGUUAACCUUAACAUCUGAAUAAAUGUGACUACUAAACAAUGA
This is a messenger RNA of Stegostoma tigrinum, 836 nucleotides long. RefSeq names its product NADH:ubiquinone oxidoreductase subunit S4 (gene ndufs4). Lineage: Eukaryota; Metazoa; Chordata; Chondrichthyes; Orectolobiformes; Stegostomatidae. The transcript has 5 exons. The coding region runs from base 60 to 752 and encodes 230 amino acids. Gene Ontology annotation, biological process: electron transport chain. The record is from RefSeq and is a predicted model, not a curated record.